Molecule: messenger RNA, 438 nt
Organism: Penicillium egyptiacum
Lineage: Eukaryota; Fungi; Ascomycota; Eurotiomycetes; Eurotiales; Aspergillaceae
Source: the annotation of a GenBank genome assembly
AUGGCAACAGACAUAGCUAAGAUGCUGAGCCAAGCAAAUAGGAUGUCCCCAAAGCUCUUUGUUGUGUUUUACCGGCCGCGCUACGGGAAUUUCCUACACUGGGCCUUGCAUAUCGAGAAGGGCCAAGAGCAUCACAUUCUUGAAGUUGAUGGCGAGCAUCCGCAAUUUAAACGCAACACGUUUAUGGAAAACCCAAAGGAAUCAAGAACUUUCCUACGUCAGUUCUUCAUUGCUGUGCUUGGAGAGAAUGAUGUUGAAAGAGUGAAGAGCACUGCACAAAGCGUGCCUGUGGACAAUGAGACUGUUGAGUGGGAUUGUCAGGAUUAUGUGAUGGAGAUCCUUGAUAAACUACAAGAAGAUUUUAUUUUGGACAAGGAUGAUGAGGAUUAUAUCGAUGUGAGGGAGAUACUAAUGGAAGAGAGAGGAGGAUCGGUUUAG